AUGCUUGCAAGCAAAUUUGUGCGUGACAGCAUUGAUGAUUACGUCAAACUGGACAAAGUUGGAGAAGGAACUUACGGAGUGGUGUAUAAAGCAGAGCAUAAAGAGACCCAUCAAUUGGUUGCUAUCAAAAAAAUUCGUCUUGAGUUUGAGGAUGAGGGUAUACCUGCCACAGCACUUCGGGAAAUUUCUAUGCUUCGUGAGUUGGAUCAUCCAAAUAUCGUGAAAUUGCUUGGAGUUUGCAUCCAGGUU
Messenger RNA from Strongylus vulgaris, 249 nucleotides. Lineage: Eukaryota; Metazoa; Nematoda; Chromadorea; Rhabditida; Strongylidae. The record is from the annotation of a GenBank genome assembly.